Molecule: messenger RNA, 345 nt
Organism: Daldinia childiae
Lineage: Eukaryota; Fungi; Ascomycota; Sordariomycetes; Xylariales; Hypoxylaceae
Exons: 1
Coding region: 1-345 (114 amino acids)
Source: RefSeq, a predicted model, not a curated record
AUGUCAAAGUUAAUAAAUGACGUCAAAACAGGCAUCAAAGGCAUUCGCGGAGCUGGGGACGCCAUUCGAGGAGAGGCAAUGGAGGUGACGGAUCAAGUAUUUGACAAUAACCCAAACCAUCCCGAAACCCAAACAGCGCAAACAAAGAAUCGAACGAUCGCAGAGAAAGGGAAGCAAGACGUUAAAAAUGUUGAUAAUAUGUUUGCUCAACGUGAAUGGGAACGUAAAGGUGUUCCGAGAACAGAUGGAGCUGUUCACGGAGCUUCCCAUCACUCGACUACUCCCGGUGGGACAAAUACGCCUACCCACAACACAACUAAUAGCGGUGUCCCAAAGGCCAUCUGA